AUGCGAUUAUUCACUGCCAUCAGGCUGUUCUCACUGCUGGCUGGCACCGUCCAGACAGCCAGCACCGACACCGCCAAUUGGUUCGACAAGCCGUUCGGCAUGUUCCAAAUCAACCUGCGAGAGAUAGACGUGGACAUGGACGUCAAUGCCACCGCCGACUUUAUCCAAGAUGUCGGCGGCAUACUCGCCAACUAUCCGACGAAACUCGACUUCCAAAUCAUCAACCCUCGUCUCCAGGACCGUGCCAGCGGAGACUUGGUUCAGGACUCCCUCGAUGCCGCAAGAGCACGAGGACUACGCCUCCUUGCGCGCGUCGACUUUUCCAAGGUCCAGCGUCAAGUAGCUGAAGCACACCCCGAGUGGCUCUACAUCUCGCCAAACGGGACUUGGCAGAACCACACCAACGACCUGGUCUCCGUCUGCCCGUCGGACGCGUGGUAUCAGGAGCGUAUAUUCGAUAUCCUGGAUGAGAUCACAGACUGGUACGAUCUGGAUGGCUUCUUCGUCAACUGGGCUGGUUUUAAUGAGAACGACUACUUCCACGUGUACCAUGGCGUUUGUCACUGCGCCAGCUGCAAAAAAGCCUGGGAUGAGCACAAAAAUGGCAAGGAGCUUCCAUACGGGCCCGAGGACGCCAACUACCGCGAGUGGAAGACGUGGAGCGACGGGGUGAUGGACGAGUGGACGAGACGCGUCCGAAACUUUAUUGCCCAAAAGUUACCGCAUGCCGGCCUCAUCCUGGGCGCGAGCUCAGACAUUCUCUUCUACGAGGCCAACAAUGCGAUUCAUCGUGAGAUAUGGCAUCACGCCACGUCGGAGACGGUCAUUCGACUCAAGUCAGAGCGUCCAGAUACACCCGUCCUUGUUAACUGCGCGUCGUUCCUCGACCAUGCGUACCGCAUCACCUCGGAAGACCCGCACCACUUUGCGCAAUAUCAUGUGCAGGCCAUCUCGAGGGGCGCUAACCCGUCGACGUACAUCAUUGGCGUGCCUAGCACGAUACCCUGCCCGGGCUUUGAGCAGGCUGGUGAGAUCAUCCGCUUCCAUAGGGCUAACGCGGACGUGUACUCUGGCAUGCCGUCGUCCGCGUUGACAGCUCUCGUUAUGCCACCGGGUUCGCAGGUCGGUGAGCCGCAUUAUCAGACUGAGGCGCUGUCAGAGUACAAGGGAUUGUACAAGGCUAUGCAGGAGCUGCACAUGCCUUUUGAUAUUGUCGACCAUCGGUAUAUCGUGGACAUGGCUGAGACGGGCGAUCUGGGUCGGUAUCGAGUCAUCGUUCUCCCCAGAAUCGGCAGUCUGUACGACGAGGAUGCCGAGGCCCUGGACACAUGGGUCGCUACUGAGGGCACAGUCAUCGUGACGGGCGCCAUUCGCACGGAUGAUAACGACGUACCUCAGCUUCAGUCCCUUCCGGCUUCCAAAAUGAGGGAGAAUAUAACAGACACGCAGGAGCUGACCUAUGAGUGGAAGAAUGGCUCCACGGGUCUCUUCAAAGAGCUCGGCUAUGCGCCGUUUGCGCCGCCCGAGUACAUCUACGGCAAUAUCCAAAUCGACGAGCGCGCUGUUGGAAUUGGAUCAUACGGCAAGGGAAAGGCUGUGCUCUUCACGGCUCCUGUGGGAUGGGGCUACCGGGAGACCGGCCUCAGCGUGUUUCGCGAUCUUUUUGAGUUAGUUCUUUUCGAGGUCGGUGCGGAAGAACCGUUACCGUUCAACUUUGCUCCCCAGAUGGAGGUGACCGUCAACACGAGCGGCAAUAACGAUCAUACACUUAAUUAA
Molecule: messenger RNA, 1776 nt
Organism: Emericellopsis atlantica
Lineage: Eukaryota; Fungi; Ascomycota; Sordariomycetes; Hypocreales; Bionectriaceae
Product: glycosyl hydrolase 6-domain-containing protein
Exons: 3
Coding region: 1-1776 (591 amino acids)
Source: RefSeq, a predicted model, not a curated record